GCCCGCGGCCAAGUGCGCGGGGGCGGAGCGGCGGCGCCGGCCCGAGGAGCCGCAGAGAGCGCUGGCCCGGCGGCCCGCGGGGAUGCUGCGCUACAGCUCGGGACUCACGGUGACCGCCACCACUCCCCGGAGGCCGCCCGGCGACGGCGGCCGCUCCCGGCGGAAGAUGAAUGUGUGUAGGCUACGCUUAACAGUGCCACCUGACGAAGUGUCACAGCCUGAACAGGGACCAAAGGAAACGGAGAGAAAGAAAAGUGAGCUCUACCAUGUACCAAAUGGGAUGUCUCCAGGGAAGCUCUCUCAUGGGAUGGUGUAUGGUGUUGUGCACCGAACUGACAACAACCAUAAGAGAGAAAUGGUGGUUUAUGGCUGGUCAGCUGAUCAGCUGAAAGAGGAGAUGAAUUACAUUAAAGAAGUGAGAGCAACUCUGGAAAAAGUAAGAAAGAAAAUGUAUGGUGAAUAUGAUGAAAUGAAACGAAAAAUACAGCAGCUUACAAAUGAACUGAAAGUGACAAAUGCUCAUCAGGAAUCCUUAGAGAAUCAUGUGCGAGUGCAGGCUGCAGCCUUAGAUAGCUUUAGCGAAAUGAACAGCUCCUUGACAUCAGCAUCAAUAGACUUGCAGAAAACUCUAGUGGAUGUUACAUUGGAGAACACAGACAUAAGGGAACAAAUAAGGAAUUUAAAACAUACACACGAGCAAUCUAUGGAAAAGCUGAGAGAGAAGCAAAAGCAACUGGAAACAGCACAAAUUGAAAAUCAGUUACUGAAGUUAAAGGUGGAAUCAUCACAGGAAGCCAAUGCUGAAGUCAUGAGAGAGAUGACCAGAAAGCUGUAUAGUCAGUAUGAGGAAAAAAUGCGAGAGGAGGAACAGAAACACAAGGCUGAGAAAGAAAUGCUCCUGGAGGAAACAAAUCGGCUUCUGAAGGCUAUUGAAGAGGCAAACAAGAAGAUGCAGGUUACAGAAACAACCAUACAGGAGAAAGACCAGAGAAUUGGUGAGCUGGACCGGCUGAUUGAACGCAUGGAAGAGGAACGUCACCAGCUGCAAAAACAACUUGAAUUAAAUGAACUACAAAUAUCUGGAGCAAAAUCUGAAAACAACUCUGACAGUGAAAGGUCACAGCAUUUGGAGGAGGUAGCAGCCAGCUUGAGAGAGCGGAUCAAGCAUCUGGAUGACAUGGUCCACUGCCAGCAGAAGAAAGUCAAGCAUAUGGUUGAGGAGAUUGAAAUGCUAAGGAAGAAAGUAAAAGAAAAGGAAUUAUUUAUAAUACAGCUUUUAGACAAAAUCUCUUUCUUAGAAUGUGAGAAUAAAGAAUUGCAAGAUAAACUGGACUACUUAAUGGAAAACCAACAAAAGACCAAUAUAGAGACCAGAGAUACUGGUGUAGAAUGUGAUCUUCCAUACAGGAAGUUCAUUGCUAGGCUUCCAGAUAAGGGUAAGAAGAUCUCUGAUUUUGCUGAAAAGCUGAAGCUUGCCAUUUCCCAAGAGGAAGAAGUAGCCCGGACAGCUGAGCUGUUAUCUGCUGUCAGGUUGGAGUUUCAGGCAAAACAGGAGGAGAUUAACACAGGCAAAUGGGAAGCUGUCCUAACUGAGGACACAGUGAACAGUGCAGAUUCCUCAGUCAUUAAUGAAAACUCUAAGGACAUUUCUGUCACUUCUGCUGAAAGGCAGGAGGCAGAAUGUAUUGAAGAAGAUACCACAAAUACACCUUUGGAAAAUCAAAGGACUCAGAGGAAAAAUAAUAAAGUAAAGACUGUUACAAAGGAUCAGAAUAGUUUUUGUGAAGAUGUCUCCAAGUCAGCCGCAAGCAAUCACCUGAACAACGAUCAGCAAGUGUCCCAGAGCAAUACUGAGGAUGGGACAGAAAGUACAGCUGCUUUGGACAGUAGUAAAGCCUUGGUUGAUGCCUUUCAAAGAGUUACAAUUGCAGAUGGGGAAAACAGUGAAAAAAUAUUGGAAAAAGAGCAGGACGUGGCAAAACACAAGGGCAAUGUAUUUGGAAGCCAUCAUCCCAAGACACCACAUUAUAUUGAAGUUCUAGAGGCCAGAGCCAAGAAUCCAAUCAUAAAAAAACCCAAAUUUAAAACAAACGCACUAUCAGGAGAGCAGAGUGGAUCAUCUCAUGGUUCCUCAUGCAGUCGAUCACCGGGGGGAUUUGGCUCUCCAGUUCCUCCAGAAGAGAGAAGACUCAGAGAUAGGAAACAUUUGGAUGACAUCACAGCAGCUCGACUGCCACCACUCCACCACUCCCCUGCCAAGCUGUUAUCCAUAGAGGAAUCCAUAGCAAUUCAGAUACAGCAAAAAGAGGCUUAUGAGGAAAUGCAAGCCAAGCUUGCAGCACAGAAGCUUGCAGAGAGACUGAAUAUAAAAAUGCUCAGGUUUGAACCAGAGGGGGAGGCCUCAAUGCAGUACAGAGAAGUGAGAGAUGAAGAUUAUUUUUCAGCAGAAGACUGAAUGCAUGGAAGGGUGUCUGUGGAUGAGCUGUGAACUUUAUGCAGUACUUCUUGAAACCCAAACCUGAAUAUUGAGAAUGCUUCAUAUAGUCAGUUUUUUCUUAAAAUUUUCACAUGACAGCUCCAGAAAGGGUUCAGUGUAGACAUCAUAAAUACACAUGUCACAAUUAUUUAUCAGUCUUCUUUGGGGACUGUUUUUUGAACACUUGGGGCAGUUAAUUCUUGUGGAAUGCCCCACAGUUCUCAGCUUUAGCAAAGUAAGCUCUCUAAUACAGUUUUGCAGACUAGGAUGGAUCAGCUAUAAAAGAAAGUUUCUUUUGUGCAGAAAUGUGAUUGCAAAGGGCUUUGGCACAAAACAUGUCCAUAAAGAAAGCUGAGGUGCCUGUGAACUGCUCACACGUAUGAAAGCUCUUGUCUUGGAUAAAUGAGCUACUUCUUUUACCUAUUUAAUAUUACCUUUCAUGGUAUGGUGAAAAUACCUGCCCAGAGAGUUACAGUAAAUCUUUAGGCUGUAAGGUAACUUCUUACCACAUGAGAACUUGCUUCUCUGCCUGCACCUUAAAAUAACACUUGCUGCCCUUAUGUUGUAAAUAGGAAAAAAUUUAAAGUUAUUUUGUAACUCAAAUUCUGUUUGGGCUUUAAGGGGCUCUGCUGUUUGGUGUUUGGUUAUUAUGGCAAAGCACAUCAAGAGAUCAAGUUCAUCUGAAGACUUUAUUUUUAUUAAAGAUUUUUAUGUUUUUCUGUAUUUUUAUACACUGUGUUCAUACUUGGGAUGUACUGUUUUUCAUAGUCCAAUACUGUAAAUUAAGAGAUCCACCCUCUGGUUUUCUUGGAGGAAGUGUUGUGUGUAUUUUUAAGUUUUGGCUGUUAUUUGAAGACAAAAAAAACAACCUUCCUUACAUGACCAUGAAUAUGAAAAUAUGAAUUUUAAAGUAAGGAACACAUCUGAAAAGUAUUUCACAAUGGUAUUUUCACUGUGGACUAGGAUUUUCUGAGCCUAAUUUGAGUUCAGUUCCUUAUAACAAACCUCAGAGAUUCCUUGUAUAGGCUGGCAACCUGUUUUCCAAGAUGUUGCCACAGCUGUGUGUGCAGGGCUGUCCCUGGAUGUUCCUGCAGGAAUGAUGUCUUUGGAAACCAAGGCUGCUCCAGCUGCAAGACAUUGAAAAGGCUGCAUGGAAUGAAAAUGUGGGAGGAAGGUCUCAGUCACUUCUUGAGUGCAGGCAGCACUUCCCUAGCAGGCAGGAACUCUCUCCCAAGUGCUCCACAAGCCCUCCUGGGCAGUCCCUGUGGCACAGUCCAUACCCUGGCACUGCAGUUGGACAAAUGGAACUGCUGCUAAGCUACUUGUGAUAUUUUUUGAGUAGGUCAUCUCUUGCUCUUUCCUGAACCCUUUCCUCUUGCAGCCUUCUGGUUCUCAUUGUCCAUUGGCUUCUCAUCAGCUGUUCUUCCCUUUUCUCCUUAGGCUUACCUGCUGUCACUAAACCCAAUAUUCUGCCUCCCUGCGCCACCCAUUCCCUUUCCAAUGACAUUCUGCUCUGUGUGUCUGUGUUUGACUCCUGCCAUGUGUCAUGCAUCUUCCUGCCACUGCUAUCUUACCUUGCUUUCUGGAACUCCAUCUAAAUACCAGCUGUGCACCUUCUACCGUGCCUCAGUCCUUUGAAUACCUCACAGAGACCUCAAUAUCUUUGUAGUUUUGCCAUGACUGCUCUCCUGAGUCUUUCCUUAUUUCCUGAUUUGAUUUCAGACUGUCCAGGUCUUUGUCAUUUCCAGGCCUUCUCACCUUUGUACCUUCUUUUCAUACUUAGGGUUUUUUUCCUCCUCUCUUGCCUGUGCUCCUUCUUCAUCCUCCCAGCUUCUCACCAUCACUUGCCUUUGUCAGCACAAUUCUUUGGCUUGUUUUCAGCCAUUUUUAUUGAUCCCUCAGCAUCCCUGUUGACGACCCAGUGGAUCUCAGCUGUGUCUAUUUCUGUUCGGCACGUGGCUCUGACUCACAGGCCAGAGGAGUGAUCUCGUGUGGGUGCAGCUCAUCUCUCAGAUCAGUGCUUUCCAUGCUGCCACCUGCUUGUCCAGCUGCAUCUUUCCAUCAGCCCUCCCAUUACUGCAGUUUGUACUGCUCAAGGACAAGCAGCCUCAGAAUUGUAUUGCCUUUCCUUUUGCUGUUUCAUGAAACAUAAAUUGCCACUUGCAUGCUGUUUGGUAUCCUUGCCCUUAUCCUGUACUGUCUGUGCUGUCACACCUCUGUGAGAUGCUCUGUGUGUGUUUUUUCUCUGCUGGCUUUUCUGUGCUGAAGGAAUUCACACAAAGCUAUGCAGUUAGGGACUUGUUUUCUAGAGUACUGAAAUUAACUCUACCUAGGCUUCUGCUGAGCACACACUUCUGCUAACUAAAACAACUCCUUUUUUUUUUUUUUUUUUUGUGCUAUUAACACAUACUUUUGCUCUCUAAACUUUGUAAAUCAGAGGCAGUUUUCUUGACCUUAUAGCAUUCAACAUGUUGGGCUUUUGCCAAAAUGAUCCCUGAAUGGCAAACUUCCCCUUUAAGGGGAGGUAGGGUGGGGUGGCAAUCACUGUGGUAACAGGUGAAGUUCAUUAUGUGCUCGUUAAACUAUCAGCACCUGGACAGUGCAGUUUUGGGGAGCUCCUGAGGAGAGUCUUGUGUGAAUACCAAACCAAGCUCAAGGUAUGAAUUUUAAUUUUUUUAUUUUAAAGUUUGCAAAACCUAGAAGCUUUCUUGGGGACUGUUGCUUCUGAGCAGAGGCAUGAACUUUGAAUUAAGAUUCUGUGAAUGAUAAGAAAGCAAAAUCAGGUUUAAGGAGUCCUGUGCUGAGGAUGUGCAAUCCUGAAGUCUGUGAAAGGUUAGAGCAUGAGAGGAUCAUGAAAGGAUUUGCUGGAUAAUGAAAGGAUGACUCAUUAAAUGGUUUAGUCACAUUGAAAAAAAAUUCAGAUUUCCCACUUCCAGAUCAUGUCAAAAUGUAUAUUGAGAGCUGAGGAGCUUGUUCUCUGUUUUGAGAAUGGACUGCUGUAUUGGAAUGGGUUGUUAACACAGUAAAAAUAAAGAAUGGAUAAUAUA
Messenger RNA from Haemorhous mexicanus (house finch), 5523 nucleotides. RefSeq names its product myocardial zonula adherens protein (gene MYZAP). The transcript is spliced from 15 exons. Gene Ontology annotation, molecular function: transcription elongation factor activity. The coding region runs from base 83 to 2455 and encodes 790 amino acids. Gene Ontology annotation, biological process: intracellular signal transduction; maintenance of ER location; transcription elongation by RNA polymerase II. The record is from RefSeq and is a predicted model, not a curated record. NCBI's taxonomy places the organism in Eukaryota, Metazoa, Chordata, Aves, Passeriformes, Fringillidae. Gene Ontology annotation, cellular component: nuclear envelope; RNA polymerase II, holoenzyme; intracellular anatomical structure.